Molecule: messenger RNA, 1248 nt
Organism: Vanderwaltozyma polyspora DSM 70294
Lineage: Eukaryota; Fungi; Ascomycota; Saccharomycetes; Saccharomycetales; Saccharomycetaceae
Product: Tkp1 protein
Exons: 1
Coding region: 1-1248 (415 amino acids)
Source: RefSeq, a predicted model, not a curated record
AUGAUCUACUCAGAUAAUCCACUAUCAUUUUAUUAUUCAGAUUUCAAUAAACCUAUCUCUUCUAGUACGUUUGAUGAAGAACUGCCUCCUGACGUAAUCCCAAUAUCAGAUGACAGUUCAACACCUUCUGUUAUUGAAGAUGACGUGCCUCCAGAGAUUCCUUCUUUAUCCAGUUCUACUCCUGCUUUACCAGAUGAAUUGAUUAAUUCUUCCCCUGAGAACUCCCAUUCGGGUGGUAUCAUAGAUGAUACUACUAUAUCUUCAGAUACUUCACCUGCCAUAUCCCCUUCACUUGAGAAUUCCCCUUCUGGUGGUACCAUAGCUGAUCUCAAUACAUCAUCGGCCAAUCCAGUAUCUCCCUCUCUUUUAGCUCAGAAUUCCAAUUCGGGUGGUAUAACUCAACCAUCUGUUUCCACCGAUUUGGGUGGUAUAGGUAAGGAACAAGACAGUUCCAAGAAACGAAUUAGAGAAAUCAAUGAAAACAACGACAUGAAAAAACAACCAUACUGGAGAAAGAACGAUCUUUCAAGUAUAAACUUCCCACCACGUCAGAAAAGAAGAAUUCACCUUAUUAACUCUGUUAAACAUGCCAUAAACAAUCCUCCAUCAGUUGGGAAUAAUUCACUAUCUUAUAGAGAAGCAAUUACUUUAAAUCAGAAUCCAAUAGAUAAAGACUCAUACAAAAAAGCAUAUAUGAAGGAAGUUAAUCAGUUGAUGAAACACGAAACAUGGGACAACCAUAAUCUAUAUGACAUCCAAGAAGUCAAUCCAAAGACAGUUAUCAAUUCAAUGUUUAUAUUUAUAACAAAAAGAGACGGUACACAUAAAUGCAGAUUUGUUGCUCAAGGUGACCAACAAAAACCUGGUACUUACUAUGAUAGUCUAGCCGCUAACACAAUACACCAUGAAGCUCUAAUGACAUGUAUGGCUAUUGCACUAGACAACGAUAUGUUCAUUGUUCAACUAGAUAUAUCAUCCGCUUAUCUUUAUGCUGAUCUGAAAGAAGAACUUUACAUUAGGACACCUCCUCACUUGGGACAUAAGAACAAAGUUUUCAAACUACAGAAAUCACUCUAUGGUUUAAAACAGAGUGGUGCUAACUGGUAUGAAAACAUCAAAAAUUAUAUAACUGAAACAUGUGGUAUGUCUAGUAUAAGAGGGUGGUCAUGUGCCUUUAAGAAAGAUGAUUUAAUGGUAUGCUUAUUUGUUGAUAAUAUAAUUAUGUUUGGUAAGGACCAUAAUGAAUGA